GCCGGUAACCGAACUACCCAUUGAAAGCACACUGAGCCACUUUCUUUCUUCCCUCCACCAUCCGAACGCGUCUCCUCCGUAUUUUUCACGAUGCCCAAAAGAAAACCUUACAACGGAACAGAAAGGAAACUCGUUAUAGCCAUGGAUCUUGGCACGACAUUCUCUGGGGUGUCAUAUAGUAUUCUCGACCCUGGUCGAGUACCGGAAAUCAAGGGCGUAACAAGGUUUCCGUCCCAGGAGCAUGUCGGCGGCGACGCCAAAAUCCCUACCAUCAUGUACUACGACCAGGACGGAAGCGUCAAAGCGGUCGGUGCAGAAGCGCUAAAACAAAAUGUGAUUGAAGACGCCGAGGACGAGGGUUGGCUCAAAUGUUCCCUGUUCAAAUUACGCUUGAGGCCUCCUUCUACAACUUCAGAUGUGAUUACCGAGGCAAUUCCACCUCUUCCAGACGGAAUGGACAUCGUUGCCGUAUUCGCCGACUUCUAUGCGUACCUCUUUGAGUGUACGAAGACUUUCAUUCUGGAUACGCACCAGAAUGCCGCCUCGAUUUGGAAAUCGGUAGAGGAAAAUAUCGAAUUUGUUCUUAGCCAUCCCAACGGAUGGGAAGGACCUCAGCAAAGCAAAAUGCGGGAGGCGGCUAUCGAUGCCGGAUUAAUCCCUGAUGACGAUGGCGGGCACUCGCGCGUUCAUUUCGUCACCGAAGGAGAAACUAGUCUUCACUUCUGCGUCAACCAGGGACUCGAAUCUUAUAUACAAGAUGGGGAAGGCGUCGUGAUUGUCGACGCUGGCGGAGGAACUGUUGAUAUUAGCACUUAUUCAAGCAUUCAGUCACCGAACGCUGACAGUUUUGCGUUCGAAGAAAUCUCGGCUCCAGCUUGCAACUUUACCGGUUCUGUCUAUGUAACCGCUCGCGCAAAGCUAUUUCUUGCGGAAAAGUUGGCGGGAUCUCGGUUUGCCGAUGAAGUCGAACUUAUAGCGGAAUGUUUUGAUGCAACUACGAAGCUUCGAUUUAGAGACAUUGAAGAGGCCUCGUUUAUCAAAUUCGGCACCAUGAAGGACAGAGAUCCUAAGCUAGAUAUUCGCUCUGGACAGCUGAAGUUGGCAGGGUCCGAUGUUGCCAGCUUCUUUGAGCCAUCAAUAGCGUCUAUGAUUCGAGUUAUAGAUAAUCAACGAGCCAAAGCCACAAAACCCGUUUCGUCGGUCUUUCUUGUCGGCGGAUUUGCGGCAAGCGAUUGGUUAUUUUCCAAGCUGAAAGAACAUCUAGAACCGCUCGAAAUACAAUGUUCCCGGCCAGAUAGUCAUGUAAAUAAAGCUGUUGCUGAUGGUGCCCUGUCAUUCUAUCUGGACCAUGUCGUGGCCGCUCGUGUGUCCAGAUACGACUAUGGCAUUUCGGUAUACACGCAUUAUAACCCAUACGACGCUGAACAUUACGUUCGUAGCGGCACAACUUUCUACGAUGGAGCUGGAGCGCUUUCUAUUCCAGGCCAAUUCUCCAUCAUACUUCCCAAGGACACACAAGUCUCGGAAACGACAGAAUUCCGCCACUCGUUUUCUCGAAAUUCAAUUCAUCUGGCCGAUCUGCAGUACAUAACAACAGAUAUAAAAUGCUACCGCGGUGUAAGAAUUGAAGAUCCCCGUUGGAUAGAUAAGGAACCAGAUGCGUACUCGCUUUUUUGCACUGUCGCGGCAGACACUUCUGAAGUGGCCAAGUCUCUCAAGCUUCGACGGAGGCCGGAUGGAGGAUCAUACUUCGCUCUUGUUUUUGAUAUUGUUCUCUUGUUUGGAAGGACAGAACUCAAGGCGCAAUUAAGCUGGAAGGAAAAUGGCGUAGAGAAGAGGUAAAGCGAUCAUUUCCUUCCUAUAUACCGCGGUAAUGAGAGCUCAUGCUGUUGGAAUUACUGUGGCUGUACGAGCCAUCGGAAUCAACCGGCUCCGAACCCGUUACGUACCGUACCCGCCGUUUUCUUUUCUUUACCGUUUACCACCAUGUCGACAUACUAGGUAUAAACGAGUUGCUCAUUUUCGUUCCCUCCCGUGCUCGAAUUUCAACACA
This is a messenger RNA of Desarmillaria tabescens, 2053 nucleotides long. RefSeq lists its product as uncharacterized. The transcript is spliced from 13 exons. The coding region runs from base 91 to 1842 and encodes 583 amino acids. The record is from RefSeq and is a predicted model, not a curated record. NCBI's taxonomy places the organism in Eukaryota, Fungi, Basidiomycota, Agaricomycetes, Agaricales, Physalacriaceae.